CCCUCCCCUUCCCCUGCGGCGGGCGAUGUUCAACCUCCUCUGGUAACUCCGCACGUUGCACCCGCCGCCCCCUCACAACCAUCUUGGCCUCCAGGAGUCAUUGAAAACUAACUCGGCGGCCCACGUGAAAGCAAGAGCACUCAGCUGUUGUGCAAGCUUAUGACAUUUUGAGUUUUCAAAACUCCACGCAACUCGUAAAAUUUCUAGAUCGUUCAGUGGAUUAUUCAAGUUAAUUAUCUGACUAAAGAGACGUGCCUUGAUAACUGGUUCAAACGUUUCAGCAGUUAAAAAAUAAAACAAAAUGCCAGGCGCUCAGACGAUCACUAGGUUGAAUGGAAUCACACCUACCCAACAAAUGAUGGCAUCGUGUUCUGGUGCACUUUUGACUUCACUGAUUGUUACUCCAUUUGAUGUUGUGAAAAUACGACUACAAGCACAGAAGACUCCAUUUCAUAAAGGAAAAUGCUUUCUGUAUUGCAAUGGCCUGAUGGACCAUUUAUGUGUCUGCGUGAAUGGAAAUACCCGUGCUUGGUAUAAAGCCCCUGGACAAUUUAGAGGAACGGUGGAUGCAUUUUUUCAAAUUUCUCGUAAUGAGGGUAUAAGAUCACUCUGGAGUGGACUUCCUCCAACAUUAAUAAUGGCAGUGCCUGCGACAGUUAUUUAUUUCACGAGUUAUGAUCAGUUGCGGAAUCUCAUGAGGUCUUAUCUAGGAUACGAUCACAGCUUUAUUCCAAUGAUAGCCGGUGCUACAGCUCGAGUGGGCGCAGUUACUGUCAUAAGCCCUUUGGAACUUAUCAGAACAAAGAGUCAGUCUCGUAGGCUGACAUAUAGAGAACUGAGAGUUGUGAUUCGGACUGCAGUAGCUCACGGCGGUUGGCUAUCUCUUUGGAGAGGCUGGGGUCCAUCAGUGCUUCGAGAUGUGCCAUUCUCAGCAAUUUACUGGUACAACUAUGAACUGUUGAAGAAGCUGUUGUGCAAGAAGUACAAUGUCAGCGAACCCACAUUGCUGAUCAGUUUUUCCUCAGGAGCAUCAUCGGGCACAAUUGCAGCUGUAUUGACUUUGCCAUUUGAUGUUGUGAAAACUCGCAGACAAAUUGAAAUUGGAGAGCUGGAUGCAAUGAGGUCACCAAAGAAAUUGUCCUCUACAUGGAUAAUAAUGGAGAGAAUUGUUAGACAAUCAGGAUUUAGAGGUUUAUUUGUUGGUUUGUUGCCUCGAUUAAUGAAGGUAGCACCAGCUUGUGCGAUAAUGAUCAGUUCCUAUGAAUAUGGAAAAUCCUUUUUUCGUAAAAUGAACAAAGAGCGGGAAAGAAAAAAGGCUCCAAGUCAGACAUCAUCUGAGAAAAUGCAUACAGGUUGAGCCGUGGAAGAAACUAAACAUGGUGACUCAUUACUUGCCAAACCUGUGAACAAAUAUCCUCAUGUGACCAAGACCAUUAGAGGUGAAGCCUUGGAAAAACAAACUUCUUGUAAAUGGACGUAUAUUAUCAGAGAUGAAUUUACAAGUUCAGUUGUGAGUACAAGUGCUUAGACUUGCUGAAAUUUGAGCCUCAAAAGUCAGUGUUUUACCAAGUCUGGAUAUAAUAACAUGAAAGAUGAGAUGGAAAUUAGUUCAAGAGUAAAAUUUACUUGUUUAGUAUUGCGAAUAUAGUAGAUUGUACCAACAAAUCUUCAGUCCUAAAAAGGGAAUAAAUUGAAUGCUGAAGUUGCAUCCCAUCAUAAUUAAUGUUUAAAGCAGCUGUAGAAAUUGAAAGCGCAAUGCCAAUAUUUAGAAAUAAAAUAAACUGCUAAAUAAUCUGAAAAGUAUUUUAGUUAAUUAUUUUGAAGUCCUAAUUAACCAUAUGCAUAGUAAUGUUAUAUUUUAUUUUACACAAAAAUGACAGCAAACUGAAAGACCAGUGCAGUUAAUAAACAUGAAAUGGGCUGGUCGGAUUUGUUGUGAUUGUUUAUCUGAACACUCAAUUUAUUGCAAUGAAGAUUAUUUCCUGAAAAUAGGGUUGAGUAAAGCUUAAAUUUGUGAAAUUCUGUUUGUGGGAUUUUUUCUCUCCUUUAGAUGUCAAAUAAACAAGCAGUGCACACUUAAUAAACUGAUUUUAUUAAGCUA
Molecule: messenger RNA, 2101 nt
Organism: Amblyraja radiata (thorny skate)
Lineage: Eukaryota; Metazoa; Chordata; Chondrichthyes; Rajiformes; Rajidae
Product: solute carrier family 25 member 40
Exons: 11
Coding region: 302-1357 (351 amino acids)
Biological process (GO): mitochondrial transmembrane transport
Cellular component (GO): mitochondrion
Source: RefSeq, a predicted model, not a curated record